AUGUUCGCUAAAACUUUUAAGCAAUUCAGUUGUUUCAACAAAAACAAUUUCAGCACAUUAGUUGUUGCUGAACAUAAUGGUGAAAAACUUAGCAAGAGCAUGUAUAAAAUUUUGAAUGCCGCCUCCAAGUUUAAGGAAGAGACCCAUUUACUCGUUACUGGAGAAAAUGUGAGCAAAGUUGUUGAAAAUAUUAAGGCUACUGUUCCUAAGGAGGUUGUUAGCAAAAUUAUUGUUGCAGAUUCUGCUCUCCUCAAGCACAACUAAGCACAAGCUGUUUCUUAGGUUAUUAGCAAUUUGAUUAACUAGAAUAAAUACAAAUAAGUAGUUGUUGAUUCUUCAUCUAGUGGUAAGGAUAUCCUCCCUAGAGUUGCUGCUAAAUUCAACACUUAACCUGCUACUGAUGUUACUAAUAUUAUUAGCAAUGACACUUUCCAAAGACCCGUUUAUGCAGGAAACGCUAUCUCCACUAUUAAGCUUACCAGUGCAACUAAAUUUUUAUCUUUCCGUGCAACCUCUUUUGAUGCCAUCAACUCUGAAUAAGCAAACAACAUUUCUGAUGUUUAGAAGGUUGAUGCUGAUAGCUUGAUUGCAAAGAAGGAUAAUUUAGUCAAACAUAUUAAAGAUGAAAUUGCUAAAUCUGAAAGACCUGAAUUAACUUCUGCUAGAUUUGUUGUUUCAGGAGGAAGAGGUCUUAAAAGCAAAGAUAAUUUCUCUAUUCUUGAAAAUUUAGCUGGUGUUUUAGGUGAAACCGCUAUCGGUGCCUCUAGAGCAGCUGUUGAUGCUGGUUAUGCUCCAAAUGAUUUGCAAGUUGGUUAAACUGGUAAAGUUGUAGCUCCUGAAUUAUAUAUUGCAGUUGGUAUUUCUGGUGCCAUUUAACAUCUUGCUGGUAUGAAAGACUCCAAGGUUAUUGUUGCUAUCAACUAAGACCCUGAAGCACCCAUCUUUUAAAUCUCUACCUAUGGUUUGGUAGGAGAUCUUUUUAAGAUAGUCCCUGAAUUGACCGAAAAAGUUAAGGCUGCUAAAUAAUGA
Molecule: messenger RNA, 1029 nt
Organism: Tetrahymena thermophila SB210
Lineage: Eukaryota; Ciliophora; Oligohymenophorea; Hymenostomatida; Tetrahymenidae
Product: electron transfer flavoprotein, alpha subunit
Exons: 7
Cellular component (GO): mitochondrion
Molecular function (GO): electron transfer activity; flavin adenine dinucleotide binding
Source: RefSeq, a predicted model, not a curated record